This is a messenger RNA of Salvelinus namaycush (lake trout), 2247 nucleotides long. Its product is annotated as protein AF-17-like. NCBI's taxonomy places the organism in Eukaryota, Metazoa, Chordata, Actinopteri, Salmoniformes, Salmonidae. Gene Ontology annotation, biological process: regulation of transcription by RNA polymerase II. The transcript is spliced from 13 exons. The record is from RefSeq and is a predicted model, not a curated record. Gene Ontology annotation, molecular function: nucleosome binding; histone binding. Gene Ontology annotation, cellular component: nucleus. Bases 1 to 2247 code for a protein of 748 amino acids.
AUGGCAAUAACAUUCUUAUUUUUGAAAUGGCAGAGCGGAGUGGACAAGUACAAGGGCCGCAUCACCAGUGCAGGCAAAAGUAUGGAGUGGACCCAGCUGUCCUCGGUGGUAUCAUCUCUAGAGAGUCCAGGGAGAUGUGAGUUGUGCCCUCACAAAGAUGGUGCCCUCAAGAGGACAGACAGUGGAGGCUGGGCCCAUGUGGUUUGUGCACUCUAUAUUCCCGAGGUGCAGUUCGCCAACGUUCUCACCAUGGAGCCUAUCGUACUACAGUACGUCCCUCACGACAGAUACAUCAAGACGUGUUAUAUCUGUGAGGACCAUGGGCGAGAGAGCAAGGCUGCUUGUGGCGCCUGCAUGACGUGCAACCACCAGGGCUGUCGACAAGCCUUCCACGUCACCUGUGCUCAGAUGGCUGGCCUGCUGUGUGAGGAGGAGGGCCCUGAGGCUGACAACGUCAAGUACUGUGGCUACUGCAAGCACCAUUACAUCAAGAUGCAGAGGAAGAUGCGCUCCAGUGGAGAGAACACAGAACGCAGCUCCUUCGGCCACUCCAGGGGGCGCUCCACGUCCCCCGCCCAGGACAAACACGGCUCCCACCACCACAGGCUCAGGAAGAGUCACAAGGACAAGGUGAGGCUAAAGGAGCGGCAUAAAAAGUCCUCUGAUGGUCUGGGGUCCUCACUGUCCAGCAGCAUGGACAAGUUGUCGUCGGGUCACCACAGCAACAAGGACAGCGAGGGGAAUUCGAAGAGGUUGAGCUCUCACGGCCAGCUGGGACAUCGCAGUAAGAAGACAGGAAGCAUUGGCAAGAGCUGCUCCUCUUCCUCUUGCUCCUCCAGUCCCUUCAACACUGGUGGCGGCUCCCAAGACUUCCUCCCGUUCUCCUCUACCUCUCGUUUGGAGCGCGACCCCGACCGAGGAGCGGACGAGCACGGCGCCGAGGAGCCCCGGGACGAGCGGACCAGACGGACAGCGCCUGAGGAAGAUGACGAGGAAGAGGAGGAGGAAAAGGAAGAAGAGAAAGAAGAGGAGGAGGAAUUAGACAAUAGUAAAUACCACAACAAGGCCUCUCUGCAGCCCCCGGCCCUGACCCCGGUUGACGGACCUCACGAAGGGUCGUCGCAGGGUCCCGAGAGGUCAGAGGGCGAGGCCAACUCUUUCGAGACCAAGGUCACCAUCUCCACCUUCGGCUCCAUCAUGCGCAUCACUUCCUCCUCGGGUGGGCUAGGCGGCGGCAGCAGCAAGCUCCGCAAAAUCACUUCCUCCUCCUCGGGGGACUACAAGCUUUCCAAGUCGCUUCUCAAGUCCCCGCACCUAGCCACGCCCCCUAUACUGGAGGAGGCCAACCUAGAGGAGGACAAGGCCACGCCCCCACUACCGCUGCCAACACACCGGGAGAGGAGGCACCGUGGCAACAAGAAGAGCCGGCACGGUCCGGGGCGCCCGCGGGGGAGCAAGAACCGGGAGCGGACGGAGAGGCGAGAGGAGGAGUACCGUCAGCACCAUCACCACACGGCUCCUGCUCCACCUCCUUCCCUAACCUCCUCCUCCACCUCGUCCUCCUCGCUCUUCCCCAGCUCCUCCUCCCUCCCCCACACAGCGUACUCUUCCACCCUGCCCACCUCCUCCCUCUCCUCCUCCUCCUUCCCCUCCACUUCCUCAAGCGUCAGUUUCUCCACAGGCCGCGGCAAUACGCUGCUCGGCUCCGGAAUCUACACCAGUCACGAGGGCCCUCUGUCUUUGAGUGGGGGUGUCUGUAACACCCCUCUGUCGUUGGGCGGAGGCAUAUGUAGCACCGCUCUCUCAUCAGGACUCCUGCCAUCUCACGUCUCCACACUGUCACUUCAACCAGUCAACUCUGCCCUCAACACACAGGUGCACCCAUGUUCCAGCUCUUCCUACAGCCUCAGCUCCUCUCAGCCAUUUGGCAGGGUCCUUUCUACUGCCCGUAGUACACUGCCCUCACUACUGAGCCAAGCCCAGACCUCACUUCAAGAGUCCGAGAUGGACGACUGUCGCUUCCCAUGUCACGACAACUCGCCACGAGAGAGCCUUUCCUCACAGUCUCCUAUGAGCUGUCUGCCUCUACUGUUUGACCAGAGGGAGGGUGUGGGCCCUGGGGUCAGAGGUCGCCCUGAAAACGUCCCUCCAUCCAGCUCCCACAUAGAGCUCCUCCUGGAGAAGCAUGGCAACGGAGAGAUGGGUGCCAACAGUAAGUACACGGGGAUGCUUUGUGGCAGUCUAUAA